AUGAGAUACGCUUUCGCUCCCAUCGCGUUUGGCCUCGGAGCCAACGCCCUUGUCGUUCGUCAGGCUACACAGUGCUUCAAGCUUGAGGCGUCAGGCGGCGCAUCAGGUGUACUUGGCCAACUCGACGACGGCCAGAACCGUGUCGGUAACGGUGGUCUGCCUACCGGCUGCUACUGCCUGGACGGCAACGGCGGCUUCACUGAUUCCAAUGGACGUGGUUGCAUCCUGACUCCUCCCACCACCCAGUUCCAGUGCGAUGUUGGUGCCACUCCCACCAACGGCUUUGCGGUCGGACCCAACGGUGGCGUUACAUACAACGGCUCCGGCAAGUUCUACGCUUGCCCCGUCAACGACAACGGCGAGUACAACGUCUACACAACACCUGCCCCUGGUCAAGAGAAGUGCGUCGAGAUCUCUCUUGGCUCCGCUGGUUCUUGCGGGGCUGGCGCUACACAACCCGCUGGCUCUCAGCCUGCUGGCACACCUCCCGUAGCCACUGCGACUGGACCAGCCGGCACACCUCCUGUCGCUACUGCCACUGUACCUGCUGGUACACCUCCUGCUGGCACAUAUCCUGCUGGCACACCUCCCGCUGGCACACCUCCUGUCGCUACUGCUACUGUACCUGCUGGCACACCUCCUGCUGGCACACCUCCUGCUGGUACACCACCCGCCGGUACACCUCCUGCUGGAAAGCCCUCUGGUAUGCCUGGGAAGCCUUCUGAUAUGCCUGGAAAGCCUUCAGGUAUGCCCGGAAUGCCUUCUGGCAUGCCCGAGUACCCCGGCCAACCUGGAAAGCCUCAGCAAUCAGGCAAGCCGGGCUACCCCGCCAUGUCUGAAGGCAUGAAGCCUUCCCAGCCCGCACCUGGUGUUCCUCAAGAGUCUGAGUGUGUUCCCAGCGUCGUGACUGUCACUGUCACUGCGCCCGCUGCUCCUCCCGCUGGAACCAACCCCGCUCCCUCUGAGACCAAGCCAGCCCCUCCUGCCGAGACUCAUCCCGCUCCUCCUGCCGAGACCUAUCCCGCUGCUUCCGCGACCAUGCCCGCUCCUCCAGCAGGAAGCAAGCCCGCUGAAACACCAGAGAACCCCGACGACGGCGUUAACAACGGCGGUGAGGGCUCAUGCCCCCAGGACCUCAACGGCAACUACGAGUACCCCCACCUCAUCGUACCUGUCGACUCCGAGCAGCCCGACAAGGCCCACGACACCUCCUACAAUGGCAAGGUCGAUAGCCACACUUGCACCAUCUUCAACUUCGACAUCCCCGCCUCCAUGGCCGGCAAGAAGUGCUCUGCCAUGUUUAUGCUUCCCAAGAAGGAGGACCUCGAGACCUCCGACUACACCAUGUCUGGCCACGGAGAGUGCACCAUCAGCAAGCUCAAGGGUCCUGCCGAUGCGAUGACUACCUACAAGAACAUGCCCGCCAAGGAGAAGGACGUCGCUCACAUGGAGAUGACCCCUGGCAACACCUACCCCGUCGAGACUGGUGACUGCGAGGCUGGCAAGACCGUCACCUACAUGAUCUGUGGCAGCGGUGACUUCUCCAUGGAUUACUUCCAGGACUACAACCCAAGCCCCCUUGGCAUGUACGUCCGCCAGUGCUAG
Alternaria triticimaculans is the source of this 1605-nucleotide messenger RNA. RefSeq lists its product as uncharacterized. The record is from RefSeq and is a predicted model, not a curated record. Lineage: Eukaryota; Fungi; Ascomycota; Dothideomycetes; Pleosporales; Pleosporaceae. Bases 1 to 1605 code for a protein of 534 amino acids. The transcript has a single exon.